AUGAAUCGACAGCGAACAUAUUAUGAAAUUCUAGGACUCGAUGCUGACACCGACAUUGAAGGUGUGAAGAAAGCAUACAGAACUCAACUUCUUGAAGCGCAUCCUGAUAAAAACCGUUCGAUCAAUGGCUCUCAAGCGUCGGUGCAAGAAAUAAAACAAGCUUACGCAACGUUAGUGAACCUGGAUUUAAGGGCGAAAUACGACGCAUAUCUAAUGGAAAACAGUAAGAAACUGGGAUUUCACAGUACUGGAGAUGGGCUGGACUCUUUUUCUCUCGAUGAGCUUGAAUUUGAUCCUGAAAAAGGCGUGUUCGCAAUGGAUUGCCCUAGAUGCCAAAGGCAGCACGGUUUCGAGGUUUCCGAAAAAAUUCUCGAAGAGCAUUGCAUUGAGCGAAGAGAAGGCGGGUUCCAGGUUGUGCUUCAAUGCUCCUCUUGUAGUUUGUGGGUGAAUGUGAUUUUUGACAUAGUAGAAGAGUAUGAGUCCUCUUGA
Messenger RNA from Lachancea mirantina, 489 nucleotides. NCBI's taxonomy places the organism in Eukaryota, Fungi, Ascomycota, Saccharomycetes, Saccharomycetales, Saccharomycetaceae. The record is from the annotation of a GenBank genome assembly.